GGUCACGUGCUUCUGCUGGGCUGAGUGUAAUUUGUUCCUGUGAAUAAAGUUGUACGAUUUUGACGUUACACGAACAUUUGUCUGGAAAGAUGGCAGCUCUAAUCACAGCUGUGGGGCGGCGAGCCGUGCUGGGUACGAGGGGCUCCGGGAACGGGAUCCGGGUUUUCAGCCAUGGAACGCCAGCUUUAUCAAGCGAAAACAAGGAGGCCCCUCAGGCCAAGUUCUACCCUCCAUUACAGAAUGUCAUGCUACCUCCUGACACAUUCAAAGGAAAGGUGGCCUUUAUUACAGGAGGUGGUACCGGCCUGGGGAAAGGGAUGACGACAGCACUGUCCAGAUUGGGAGCAGAAUGUGUUAUAUCCAGCAGGAAAUUGGAUGUUUUGAAAGCAACCGCGGCCGAAAUCUCAUCAGAAACUGGAAAUAAGGUGCAUGCUGUUCAGUGCGAUGUCAGAGAUCCAGAAUCUGUUAAAAAAGCUGUAGCAGAAAUGAUUCAAGUGGCGGGUCAUCCGAGUGUUGUGGUAAACAAUGCUGCCGGUAACUUUAUUUCUCCUUCCGAAAGACUUUCUGCCAACGCCUGGAGAACCAUCACAGACAUUGUCCUUAAUGGCACAGCUUACGUAACGCUUGAGGUUGGGAAGGAGCUAAUUAAAGCAGGAAAAGGUGCUGCAUUUCUGGCUAUAACCACAAUAUAUGCAGAGAGUGGAUCUGGAUUUGUUGUUCCCAGUGCUUCAGCUAAAGCUGGAGUAGAAGCAUUGUGCAAAUCUCUUGCAGCUGAAUGGGGAAGAUAUGGUAUGAGGUUUAACGUUAUACAGCCCGGGCCCAUAAAGACAAAGGGUGCCUUCAGCCGCCUGGACCCCACAGGAAACUUUGAAAGUGGCAUGAUCAAGAGGAUCCCAGUUGGUCGUCUGGGCACGCCGGGGGAGAUAGCAAAUCUUGCAAUAUACCUAUGCAGUGACUAUGCAAACUGGGUGUCUGGAGCGAUCAUACGAAUGGAUGGUGGGGAAUAUGUUUCAAUGGCUGGAGAAUUUAACAGCUUACAAAAGGUAACUAAUGAGCAGUGGGACCUCAUGGAAAAAUUAAUCCGGAACACCAAAGGCUCCUAAUGUAGACUCCACUCACUGUACAAAUACAGAACAAUGGAAGAAUAUUUGAUUCACCCUUUUUUACAGCUGCAAUAACCUCAGAUUCACAAAGCUUGAUAUUAAAGAAAAUGGCACCAUAUCUUGUGGGUGGUAUCACAACUCUGCUUCAUUCAUUUCAAUAGAGCUGACCUGCAUUACCAUGUUCAACCUGAGGACAGGUGUGAUGCUGUUUCUGAAAGAAUGCAGCUGUGUUUUUCUAAUCCUGGAUAACCCCUUUAAUCAUUCUCCACAUCCUUACUAGUCCUAGUCAUUUGUCCCUAUCUUGGAAAAAGAGAAAUUUAGCCCAAGAAAUUAAGAAAAAAAAAAAAAAAAUCCUUCUCCACUAUGGAAGUACUGGUUUAGUUUAAAUGAAACUGUGAAUUACUGGAUUUCAUUUAGCCUUUCAGCUAAAAACUGAGAAUGUGUAAUGAAUGCUAUAAUGUCUGUAUACAUCACCUUAUGCCUUAAUGCAUAGAAUUAAAUAUGUGUGACAAAUAA
Hyla sarda is the source of this 1619-nucleotide messenger RNA. It is a transcript of the gene DECR1, whose product is annotated as 2,4-dienoyl-CoA reductase 1. Gene Ontology annotation, biological process: fatty acid beta-oxidation. The transcript is spliced from 10 exons. Gene Ontology annotation, molecular function: 2,4-dienoyl-CoA reductase (NADPH) activity. The record is from RefSeq and is a predicted model, not a curated record. The coding region runs from base 90 to 1103 and encodes 337 amino acids. Gene Ontology annotation, cellular component: mitochondrion. NCBI's taxonomy places the organism in Eukaryota, Metazoa, Chordata, Amphibia, Anura, Hylidae.